AUGAUGAUAUAUAAAAUUUUUAUUAUAAUAAUUAUAAUAUUGAUCAAUAAUAAUGAUCGGAAUAAUUUGUUUGUAAAAUCACAAUUUUUACCAGCAUCACCCAAUCCAAUUGAUAGAUCCUAUCGUUGUGAAAAAUAUAUUGGAAAUACGAAAUGUGAUGGAUUUAUUUUUGAUUCAAAUUCAAUUUAUGUAAAUGAUACAGAUACUCAAAAAUUAGCAAAUGAUACUGUUGAAUUAUUAUUAAAAUUUGCAGGUACCAUUGGUAGUUCAGAUUGUAAAAGCCUUUCAACAGUUUUAUUUGUAUGUAAUACUUUUUUUAGAUCAUGUGUCGAUGUUCCAUUAGAUGAUGGAAGCAGUUUAGCCUUGCCAAUUAAACCAUGUUUCGAUGAUUGCAGUUUAUCAACAGGUGCAUGCAGUGUAUCCGCUUUAUUAGAUUGCUCAGCUAAAUAUCCAGCACAAGCAGAUCAAGGUGAUAUUUAUCAGUUCCCAAAAACCGAAAAUACUUAUAAUUUAGUUCCCUAUGAUGGCCAAGCUAAUUUCGUUCAACAAUGUUUAGAUAUCGAUACAAUGAAAGCUGGUUCAAAUUCAGGAAACUAUAUACCAAAUAAUAAUAUUACAGGUAUUUUCCCAAAUGAAUGUACAGCGCCAUUAAUCAAAAGAGUUUCUACCAAUAGAAAGGAAGAUGAAAAAUUAGGUUUUCAAUAUUUGACACCUGAUUCAGAUUGUUUAGUGCCAUGUCCAAUCCCAUUCUUUUCAAAAAGUGAAUGGAGCUCCUUCAAGCAUUUAACUACAGUCUCUGGUUCCAUUGCUUUUGUUUGUGUUUUCUUUAAUAUUUUUACAUAUGGCUUUUUAAAUACAAAACACGAUCGUCAUACAAUUGGUAUUCUAUGUUUAUCAUUCUCUUUAUGGAUUUGUAUGGUUUCAGAUUUAAUUGUCGCCUCAAGUGAUGACUUUUCAUUGGUUUGCCCAGAACCAGGUAGAUUUGCAAGACAACACGAUACAAGAUGUGCUGCUAAUGGUAUUAUUUUCCAAUUUGGUGCUGUAAAUACUGUAAUGUUUUGGUCGGUUAUGGCUUUCGAUUUAUGGUUGGUUAUCAAGAAGUUAUCACCAUCAAGAAAUAUGGUAAAAUUUUAUAUUAUAGCAAUUGAAGUUUUAGCAGUUAUAUUUACAAUUUUACCAAUUAUUUGGAAACAAUAUGGUUAUGGUUUUGGUGGUGUAGGUUGUUGGGUUUUAUCUGAUGGAUGGCAAAAUGGUGUAUUUUGGAUUCCCUUAACAGUUUGUUUAUUUAUCGGAACAUCAUUCAUUUGUUUAAUUUCAUUUGAAAUUUAUAGAAUUGUUAGAAAUGUUGGUAAAGGAGCAGCGGGUGUAUUAAAAGUUAAUAUUAGACCAUUUUUAAUUAUUUUAUUCAUCUUUGGUGAAUAUGUCUAUUUAUUCAUUUACCAUUUCUAUGUACAACACAAUACUACUAAAUUUACAAAUAAUAUUAGAGAUUGGGUUAUUUGUUUACAAAGCAAGGGUUCAGAUGAGUUAUGUAAAAGACCAGAAACAAUUGGAUAUGCAUCUCAAUUUAUAUUUUUAUUUUUCCUCCGUUUAUUAGGUAUCGAAGUAUUAAUUUUUUAUGGUAUAAACACAAGAACAAAGAGAAUUUGGAAGGAAUCAAAACUAUUUAAUAGUAAAUACUUUAAAGCCAUCAGAGAAAAAUUAUCAUCAAUGUCAUCCAAAGGUGCCACAUCAAGUACAAAGGGUGCUCAAACUACAACAAAUAAUUCAGACUAUAACACUUCUCAAUUAAGUGUAGAGUUAUCACAAAAUACAAAGGGUUAUUACGACAUAGAAGAUGAUUUAUAG
Messenger RNA from Dictyostelium purpureum, 1848 nucleotides. RefSeq lists its product as uncharacterized. Gene Ontology annotation, cellular component: membrane. The coding region runs from base 1 to 1848 and encodes 615 amino acids. The record is from RefSeq and is a predicted model, not a curated record. The transcript has 3 exons. NCBI's taxonomy places the organism in Eukaryota, Evosea, Eumycetozoa, Dictyosteliales, Dictyosteliaceae. Gene Ontology annotation, molecular function: transmembrane signaling receptor activity; protein binding. Gene Ontology annotation, biological process: cell surface receptor signaling pathway.